UGGGACUGGCUCUGUGCCAGAGUGGUCGCCUCCAACCCCACCUGGCCCCAGCCCCAUGUCCCAGCUCUGUCCCAGGAGUGCCCGUGACCAGGCGUCUUGCACAGGGUUGCCCACAUGCCAGGGCCAUCACCACCAGGGUGGAGAAGCUUCUGAGGGCCAGUAGGAAGCCGUGUGCCCUGCGCUGUGUCUCAUGCAUGUGGUCCAGAGGAGGGAUGUCCCAGCCACAUGUCCUCACCCUCCUGGUGCUGCUGCUCUGCUGCCAGGGUCCCUCUGCCCAGAUCACGGAUAAUGUCGUUGAGAGAUGGAAGGAGUACAGCGAAGAGUGCCAGCGCAACAUGAGCCGCCUGCCUGCGCCCACAGAGCUGGUCUGUAACCGCACCUUCGACAAGUUCUCGUGCUGGCCCGACACGAUGCCCAACAGCACAGCCAGUGUGCCCUGCCCCUGGUUCCUGCCCUGGUACCACAAAGUGAAGCACAGACACGUCUUCAAGACCUGUGGGCCAGACGGACAGUGGGUGACAGGGCCACAGGGACAGUCCCUGCGCGAUGCCACACAGUGUGAGCAGGAUGACGAGGACCUAAAGGCGCAGGAAAAAUUUGCCAAGACCUAUGGCAGCUUCAAGGUGAUGUACACUGUGGGCUACUCUGUGUCCCUGUGUGCACUGCUGCUUGCCCUGGCCCUGCUGCUGGGCUUCAGGUGGGAGUUUGGGCAUGGCUGUCCACAGGGUGGGCAGGCGGAGGCCAGGGGUCCAUGCACGGGCAUUGAUAAUGGUCCCCAAAUUCGCAGCAAGCUGCACUGCAUGAGGAACUACAUCCACAUGAACCUCUUCGCCUCCUUCAUCCUGAAGGGCGUCUCUGUGCUGGUCAUCGACGCCCUGCUCAAAACCCACUAUAGUGACAAGAUUGACGGCUACAACGUACAAGUGUGGCUGAGCGACGAGGCAGCUGCAGGCUGUCGGGCAGCCACGGUCUUCAUGCAGUACGGAAUCGUGGCCAACUACUGCUGGCUGCUGGUGGAAGGCAUCUACCUGCAUAACCUGCUGGUGGUGGCUGUCUUCUCUGAGAGGAGCUACUUCACCCUCUACCUGUGCAUCGGCUGGGGGGCACCCAUGCUGUUCCUCAUUCCCUGGGUCAUUGUGAAAUUCCUCUACGAAAACAUACAGUGCUGGUCCACAAACAACAACAUGGGCUUCUGGUGGAUCCUUCGCUUCCCCGUGUUCCUGGCCAUCCUGGUGAGCCUGCGGCAGCCCCUUGCCCGACGUCUCUCACAGGCCCCAAGAUGGCUGAGAGGGGCUGCCGAGGGCAGGGGAACAGAGGUGUCCUGUCUGUCCCUGCCUCUGGCUCUGCCUGUGCCCCUGAUGGCUCACUCCAUUCCAUUGCAGAUCAACUUCUUCAUCUUCAUCCGCAUCAUUCAGAUCCUUGUUUCCAAGCUCCGUGCACACCAGAUGCGCUACACUGACUACAAGUUCAGGCUGGCCAAGUCCACACUGACGCUGAUCCCCCUGCUGGGCAUCCACGAGGUGGUCUUUGCCUUCAUCACAGACGAGCACGCCCAGGGCACGCUGCGUUACGUCAAGCUCUUCUUCGACCUCUUCCUGAGCUCCUUCCAGGGGAUGCUGGUAGCCAUUCUCUACUGCUUUGUCAACAAGGAGGUGAGCAGGACAGCGGGGACACGGGCAGCAGGGGCACGGGGUCACACUGACAGCUGCUGCCCACAGGUGCAGGCAGAGCUGCUGAAGCGGUGGCAGCGCUGGAAGCUGGGGAAGGACCUGGCUGAGGAGUACAAGCACACCUACAGCCAUGGACCCAGUGCCCGCAACGGCGCUGGCAGCACCUGCGAGAAGCACCAGCUGGUGGGCGGCUGUGCCAACGGGCUGGGGCGCAGCCUGGGCCCCCACCCCGGCUCCCAACGCCUGGAGAGGAGCGGGCGCAGCACGGCCGAGCACCUCGCCCUGGGAGGCCAUCACCACUGCUAUGAGUUUCCUGAGACCACGGCCGAGAGCCACUUCUGAGCCCGCAGCCAGGUGGGAGGGCUGUGCUGAGCCGCUGGGAUGCCGCCGUUCCCUGCCACGUCCUCCCCAGGUGCUGGUGGGCACUGGGACCUGCCACCCUGCUGAGGCUGCUGCGCUGGGCACAUGGACAGUGGACACAGCGAGGCAGGCAAGUGGGGCCUGGACCUCUGGAAGGGGGAACUGUGGGGCCAGGGGGAUCUGUGGGGGUGGGAGUUUGUCCUGUGGUGCUGCCCUCGUGCACCUUCGAGUCCCUGUGCGCAGUGCUGUAAUUUAUCUGUCAUAUCUGUAAAUAGGUGUGGGCCCGUGCUGGGCUGCAGGGCCA
Messenger RNA from Sturnus vulgaris (Common starling), 2334 nucleotides. The record is from RefSeq and is a predicted model, not a curated record. NCBI's taxonomy places the organism in Eukaryota, Metazoa, Chordata, Aves, Passeriformes, Sturnidae.